Messenger RNA from Mugil cephalus (flathead mullet), 5403 nucleotides. It is a transcript of the gene pbrm1l, whose product is annotated as polybromo 1, like. The transcript is spliced from 29 exons. Bases 182 to 5140 code for a protein of 1652 amino acids. Gene Ontology annotation, molecular function: protein binding; chromatin binding. Gene Ontology annotation, cellular component: RSC-type complex. The record is from RefSeq and is a predicted model, not a curated record. Lineage: Eukaryota; Metazoa; Chordata; Actinopteri; Mugiliformes; Mugilidae. Gene Ontology annotation, biological process: chromatin remodeling.
UCCCCAGUCGGCGCUCUUCCUCUCUCUACCCGCAAACGCGAUACUAUCUUCACUUCCGGUCUGGAGUUUUCAAACAACACUAGCUAGCCAGUUAGCCGUUACACAUUUUUGCUCAGGGAAUUACGGCAACACUUUGCUGAGAUUUGGCUAGCGGGCUAGCUUGUGGUUAAAUCGGGCAACGAUGUCAUCGAGCUCCAAGAGGAGACGAGCCACUUCUCCCUCCAGCAGUAUCAGCGGAGGAGGAGACCUCGAUGAUACCUCCUCUUCUACUCCUGGAAGUGGCAGGAAACGAAGAAGGAUAUCCAAUGUUCCUCCAGUAGAUACGGUCGCUGUGUGCCAUGAGCUGUUCAAUGCUGUAAGGGACUACAAGGACGAUCAAGGGAGGCAACUUUGUGAAGUUUUCCUCAGGGUACCAAAGAGGAGGAAUCAGCCUGAUUAUUAUGAAGUGGUGUCCCAGCCGAUUGAUAUGACAAAAAUCCAAUACAAACUGAAGUCUGAGGAUUAUACUGAUGUGGAGCAGCUUACUACAGAUUUUCAGCUCAUGUUCAGGAAUGCCAGGUCAUUUUACAAGGCGGACAGUGAGGAGUAUCAAGCUGCGUGCAAGCUCUGGGAGGUAUAUUUACAAACAAGGAAUGAGUUUGUGCAGCCUGGAGAUGGAGAUGAGGAUGAUGAAGAUGGCGAUGACAUGAUGGAUAAUUCAGGAAUACCACCUGAAGAUGAGACCUCAGCUGGCAGUUUGAAAGAAGUGCUCGAGCAACUCUUGGAGGCCAUAGUGUCAUACACUGAUCCCUCAGGGCGCGUGAUCAGUGAACUGUUCCAGAAACUGCCCUCCAAAGUGCAUUAUCCAGACUACUAUGCCGUUAUAAAGGAGCCAAUAAAUCUGAGAAUGAUCUCUCAAAGAAUACAGAUAGGAUAUUAUAAAACAGUCAAUGCCAUGGCCAAGGACAUAGACCUAAUGGCCAAAAAUGCCAAAACAUACAAUGAACCAGGAUCUCAGGUUUUUAAGGAUGCUAACACCAUAAAGAAAGUCUUCAUCCAGCGGAAGACAGAGCUUGAACACGCGGAACCCACUAAAUCAAGUCUUCGCAUCAGAAAUCGCAGGUCUGGCCAGGGGGAUCAACUUUCUGGUGUGAGCGUAGCUCUUCAGUAUGGCUCGGAGAGUGAGGACGACCCCGUGCUCUCGGGCUCCGUGUGCUACGAUGAGGGAGAGUCGGAGGCUGAGAGCCAGAGUUCAAGCAUGGAGAUGAGCAACCCAAUCUUCCAACUGUAUGAAGCUGUGAGGGGUGCCAGGAAUAACCAGGGCCAACUCUUCUCUGAACCCUUUCAGCAACUGCCCUCUCGCAGGGAAUAUCCUGACUAUUAUCAGCAAAUAAAACACCCCAUCUCUCUGCAGCAAAUCAGGUCAAAGAUGAAGAAUGGCGAGUAUGAAAGUGUGGAUCAGAUAGAUGCUGACCUCAAUCUGAUGUUUGAGAACGCAAAGCGCUACAACAUGCCUAACUCAAGCAUUUACAAACGCGCCUUCAGACUCCAGCAGAUUAUGCAGGCAAAAAAGAGGGAGCUUCUAAGGCGAGAUGAAGAAGAUGGAGACAGUAUUCUGUCGUCUGAUGCAGGCAGCAUCAAGAGGAAAAGCCACAAGAAAAAUGUCAAAAAGAAUCGAAUGAAAUCCUUGUACGCUGCGGUCACCGAGGCCAGGGAGGCGGGCACCGGUCGACGUCUCUGUGAGCUCUUUAUGGUUAAACCAUCCAAGAAGGACUACCCUGACUACUACACUGUCAUCCUCGAACCGAUGGACAUGAAAACCAUUGAGCACAACAUUCGCAAUGAACGCUAUGUCACAGAAGAAGCUCUGAUGGACGACAUGAAACUGAUGUUUCGCAACGCCCGGCAUUACAAUGAGGAGGGAUCUCAGGUUUACAAUGAUGCUGACAUUCUGGAGAAGAUACUGAAAGAUAAGCGCAAAGAGUUAGGCCCACCACCUGAAGAGGAUGAUAUGGGAUCUCCCAAACUGAAACUCAGAAAGAGUGGUGUGUCUCCAAAGAAAUCCAAAUACCUCACCCCUCUUCAGCAGAGGUUGAAUGAGCUCUACGAUGCUGUCCGAAACUUCACCGACCGCCGAGGUCGCCGCCUAAGUACAAUCUUCCUCCGCCUGCCCUCUCGUGCCGAGUUGCCCGACUACUAUGCUACAAUCAAGAGACCCAUUGACAUGGAGCGCCUGCGGAGCCACAUGGCGGCAGGUCGUUACCAGGACGUCGAAGCUCUGGUGGAGGACUUUGCUCUCAUGUUCAAUAAUGCCUGCAUUUACAAUGAGCCCGAAUCUCUGAUCUAUCGGGACGCUCUUGUGUUGCACCGAGUGCUGCUGGAGACGCGCAAGCAGCAAGAGGGAGCUGAGGACUCUGCGCCUCCUGCUGUGGGAUCGCUGGUGCGAGAGCUGAUCAGGAACCUGUUUGUGUCCGUGAUGGGCCACCAGGACGAAGAGGGCCGAUGCUAUAGUGACUCACUGGCUGAGGUUCCUGCUGUGGAUCCAGCUUCCCCUGAAAAGCCGCCACUUAACUUUGAUAUCAUCAGGAUGAAUGUGGAGCGCGGCCGCUACAGGAGGCUGGACGUGUUCCAGGAACACAUGUUCGAAGUGCUCGAGAAGGCGAGGAGGCUGAACAGGACAGACUCUGAGAUAUUUGAGGAUUCGGUGGAGCUGCAACAGUUUUUCAUCAAGAUCAGGGAUGAGCUAUGCAAAAACGGAGAGAUCCUGCUGUCCACUGCGGUCAACUACACGUUCAAACACCUGCACAGCGACGUAGACCAGGAGAAGAGGGAGAAAAUCCCCAAAGAGAUUGAGGAAGACAAGCAAAAGAAGGAGGAAGACGAGGAUAAAGACAAAGAAGGCGAGAAAGCCGAGGACCUGCCGGGAGAGGACUGGCAGUCGGAGUCGGAGUCUGAGCGCGUGUACGUUCAGGACUGCAGCUUUGAAAAUGUGACCUACCACGUUGGAGACUUCGUCUACGUGGAGCCGUCAGAAGCAAAGCUGCAGCCUCACAUUGUCUGCAUCGAACGUCUGUGGGAGGAUGAAGCUGGUGAGAAGUGGGUGUAUGGCUGCUGGUUCUACAGACCAAGUGAAACCUUUCACUUGGCCACUCGUAAGUUCCUGGAGAAAGAGGUCUUCAAGAGCGACUACUACAACAAAGUGUCCAUCAGUAAAAUCCUGGGCAAAUGUGUGGUUAUUUUUGUGAAGGAUUAUUUCAAAAUGCAGCCCGAGGGCUACAGAGCUGAGGAUGUGUACGUGUGCGAGUCCCGCUACGCUGCCAGAAAUAAGUCCUUCAAGAAGAUCAAGAUAUGGGCCAUGCCCGAGAGCUCUGUGAAAUUAGUCCCUCGGGAGGUGCCUCUGCCUGUUGUCCGCGUAGCUUCCAUGUUUGCCAAACCCAACCAGGAGAAACUGGCAAUGUCCUACGUGGCGAGUGGCGGUUUCGUGGAGAAGGAGAGAGAAGACGUCCCGAUGGAGAUGAGCGGAGCCGAUCCCGGCUGUCAGCACUAUGAACAGUUACGCUAUAACAACAUGUGGUUUAAAGUGGGAGACUGUGUUUACAUCCAGUCACAUGGUCUGUCCAAACCACGGGUUGCCAGGAUGGAAAAGCUGUGGGUGCAGAAUGGAACAGCUUUCUUAUUCGGACCCAUCUUCAUUCAUCCUGAAGAAACCGAGCAUGAGCCCACGAAGAUGUUUUACAAGAGAGAAGUGUUUUUGAGUCAUCUGGAGGAGACCUUGCCCUUGACCUGUGUCAUAGGAAAAUGCACAGUGUCCUCAUUUAAGGACUACCUGUCAUGCAGACCUACAGAGUUUUCGGAGGACGACGUCCUGCUGUGCGAGAGCCGCUACAUUGAAAGUGAGAAACAGAUGAAAAAGUUCAAGGGCCUGAAGCGCUUCUCAUUCUCCUCCAAAGUGGUGGAGGAUGAGAUCUACUAUUUCAGGAAGUUGAUAGUGCCACAGAAGGAAGCUUCGCCGUUUUUGGAUAAGAAGAUUGAUGAGCUGGAGCUUAAACUGGCUGAUAUGGAGGAUGCAGAUGAAGAUAUGGACGACAUGGAUGAUGAGGAGGAGGCUCCGGAGACGCCUUCCUUGCCUCAGUUGCAAACCCCUCAUGCAGUAGACAUGGACGUCAUGCCAUACACGCCGUCACAGGUACCCUGCAUACACCUUAACCCAAUAUAUGCACAAACAGCUGUUGGCAGUUUUAAAAAAUGCACAAUAUUUUCUUACACGUGUGUCUUUUUCAUGAAGGCCACUCCUAAAAUAAAGGGCCUGUCAAAGAAGGAAGGCGCAAAGAGGAAGAUCAACAUGAGCGGUUACAUUCUGUUCAGCAGUGAAAUGCGAGCCGUCAUCAAAGCUCGACACCCAGACUUCUCAUUCGGGGAGCUGAGUCGUCUGGUCGGCACAGAGUGGAGGAAUCUCGAAGCUUCUAAGAAAGCGGAAUACGAAGAACGUGCAGCCAAAAUAGUAGACCAGCAAGAACGUGACAGGCCGCCCCAGAAGCAAGCAUCCCCUAGAGCAGGCAUGAUGGGAGCUUACGGCCCACCUUACAUGCCCAUGCAGGGCCCCCAUGAGGGUUUGCUGAGUGUGGCCCCAAUGCCACCUCACCCCGCAGGGGGUCCUCACCUUCUACCUCACCAUCUCCAGCAAGGUAUGCCUGGGUACCCUGGCAUGCCUCAUCAGGGUAUGAUGGGCACUGGUAUGAAUGGCAUGGCAGGAAGUCCAGCAACAGGAAACUUUAUGCAACAGCCUGGGAUGUUCAGCCCAGGACAACAUGCUCCUCCACCAUAUCCAGGACAGGGUCAGUUGGGCCAGCCCUCACAUUUGCAGCCCACCACUCCAAUGUUUGUGGCUCCACCACCAAAGACCCAGAGGGUGCUCCACUCAGAGGCCUACCUGAAGUACAUUGAAGGCUUACAUUCAGAGUCCGGCACCGUCAGCAAGUGGGACCAGACUCUGAAAGCUCAAAGGCGAGAUGCUCACCUGACCAAAGAGCAGGAGAGUCGGCUGCCAGCUCACUGGCUGAAGAGCAAAGGAGCCCACACCACUAUGGCGGAUGCGCUGUGGCGUCUGCGUGACCUCAUGCUUAGAGACUCUCUGAACAUGUGUCAGGCUCACAACCUGUAACCUCUAGGGCAUAUGAACCACUCAACUCACACACUGCUGUUGUCCUUAAGUUACAGAGUUUAGGAAGCAUUAUAGACUGUUGAAGCAAUAUUUUAUAGUGUGUCACGAUCAAUUUUAUAUUUAUUAGCUAACAUAAUAAGCUUAAUAGUUAAUUGUGUGUGCAUUUCGUUUUUUUUUUUACACCCUUUGGAUUAAUAGCUCUGCAAAACGUGUGAUUUUUGGCUUAUUGAUACGACCAAAAAUAAAAUAAUAGCUACACUGUG